AUGUUCGAGAACCGAGGUAUCACUGUAUUUAAUUUAGAUGAGAUACAAUGUCAUUAUUGUAGGUCAAAUCAAGCAAAGUUGUCUUCACAUUCAGGUGGGUGUCCAUUACUCCCCUUACUCUAUGUACUCCCCUGGUCUCUAUUCGUGGAGAACACACUCACACACACAGAGUAGAGGGAAAAAAAUCUUGAUUAUUAUGCUGUAGACCCUGAGAACAGAAAUUAUGCUUAUGCACAAUCGCCUGAUGUUGAUAUGCGUGUAAGCAGCAGUAUGUAAUGUUGAUAUGAGCUAAAAGGCUUCUAACACCUUUUAUUAUUCUCUUUCUCACUCUCACACACACAUACACACACAUACACACACUCCGUGUCAUGGUGACGCCAGGUGACGGCCGUGGACUGUCACCAUCCGACACUCACACAACUGAUGUUUCAGGUGUAAAGGCGGCAAAGAUCUGAUAGAAUCCGCAGGUUCAUUUGUCACUGGCACAGGUGGGAUUGAACCCUCCCGUCGAUACCACAAAGAGUUUAUUGCUGCUGUAGACUCAAAACAUUUAUUGCCAGUCACACGUGUCAGCGGACCACAUGCGUACACACGGUGUACACAAAAUAAACUGGGUGAGUCACUCACAUUCGCUAGUGCUCGCUUCUCUCUAUCACACACAAAUAAUUUGGAAGUCAGACCCCUUGUCUUUCUCCCUCAACCACCCACAUUCCAGUUUCCAUUUUACUCCCACUCCCUGAUGCUCCGUAGAUUCUUAUUCUUCGCAAAACUCCUUUGUACCUCCUUCCUUCUCUCUCACACACGCCAAUGUUUCCUAUUUUUCAUGUACACACAGUGACAUUAACUUUUCCCUCGCCACGCCCACCUCCACACCCAAAACAUUUUCCUAAAAAAAAAAAGUGCAAAGAAUUGAUUGUCGACAUCAGGAUUGGUGAGGUGGUCUUCUUUAUCGCCUCCUGUCAACGCCAUCUUGUUUCCGAGCGAGCAGCACCUGAACUAACGGUCAAUGACUAAUUACUAGUCUAACCUUGAAUGGAAACUCCUAGGACUGUCAUAAACACUCGCACACGAUACAAUAUUGGCAUCAGAGUUCACAGACUUGCUGCUAAACAUGCCUCUCCAAACAAGAGUCCGUCAAUGUUUGUCUUCAGACUUUGCAGGUCCGAGCGGUUAGAGGCUUUGUAAGCUCCAGACGAUUUUCUUAGGCUUCGUGGUGGUGCAUUCAUUGUUUAUGUCAUUAACAGCAACAACAAACCAUUCUAAAACAAUGAAACAUCAUCGCAUCUUAGUUUUCUGUUUCAUCUAUUAUCUAUCAUCCUUCAUCUGGUCAGCCAGUACUUGCCAUGUCGAAUAUCAGCGGAGGUCGGAAACAGCUAAACAACACUACUCAGCUAUUCGAGCUUAAGAAACUGAGCGACUGACUGACUUACAUUCAGAGUUCAUUCAUUCACUUCACCAGUCGCUGGUAGCAGACACGGAUAGACACGUUGUACCACUCAUGUUUGUCGGGCGAUGGUCUACGACCUGUCUACUCCUUCACGUUCGUCACCCACUUCUUCUCUUGGCUACAAGGUGUCUGCCUCCCUGCAAGGCAUCUUGAAGAACAGUCUAGAAGAGAGAAUCGUGUCCGGUCACACCCGAGCAGCUUCCACCGUGUGACUGUUGCGAGUAGCGGUUCCUGGUGUCCAGCGAGUGUCACCGCGCUCUGUGCAAAGUCAGUAUUCUGUAGACCGAGGGGAAAUCCACACACGAGACAACUGAAUGGCGAAUGUCUUGUACUAUGCAUCCUGAGUACCUAACGACUUAAUCACCAACAGCCGGCCACCCGAGUUGGUCCUCAAGCCUUGUGUCACCCAGUGGUGUGGGUCUCUGGUCCAUGGCAUAGAAUUCAUCCCAGGCUGGGUUACUCCUGUCUUGAGAUUUCUCUUUGACCUCUCUUCAUCUCUCUGCUGUCUACAUCACUUCUGUUCUCAUAAGCUUCUCAUCAAGCUUGUAACUGUUCAGUCUGUAAAGAGUGCUUGUGGCUCAGCUGAGGGUUGGUCAGGGGCGGUCUGCCGCUCAUCCUGUGAUGUAGGAGGUUGUACAAUGACAGACAAAGACUUUCUGUAGGUGUAGAAACUCUCCAGUGUCACCUGCCCUAAUAUUUCACUUCCUCUUUGCAGUUGCUUUUUAUUUACCGUGUCCUCUUUUUUUUUUAUAUUUUCUCUCUCUCAGUUAAUCUCCCUUUCUUGCUUUCGUGAUGAGGAUGAAACGAUGGCGAGUGUGAGGGCCGCUUAAAGAAAAGAACGACAACAAGAAGAAACAACACACACUCACACGCGCGCGGAAGUGUUCCACAGUUGCAUCCCCAUCCUCAGCAGGCGAUGUAAAGAAAUUGAUGGCACACUGAGCAGACUAAUCGCAUUAAGACCUACGCGACCCAGUCACCCCUUGGAGCGAACAAGAUGAGACUUUGUGGCGAAGGGUGCGGUCCGCCGGCCACGGGGAAUGGGGGAAUGGGUUGGGGAGGGGAGACUGAAUGAGAGAGUUCGUGGGGAUUAGAGGAGUCCUUCGUCAUGCAGACCACUGGGUGCUGCGACAGAGGGUGUGGUCCACUGGGCCCGCGCUGGGCAGCCAGAGCGAGUGUUUAUUUGCAUGCCUGUCACCUGGGGUGGCCCGGAUUUCUGGCUGAGACCGAGUAAAUGAUGCAGUCACAUGACGACCUAUUGUGCAGGUCACGUGGCAGCCUAUUGUGUGAGUAAUAUAAAUUAGCAGACGAAAGAUUUGCGGCAACGAGGUCUGCAAAGCGUCCAGCCAUCAUCUUGCCAUGAGCACGUGUCGACUGUUAGCGCUUCUUCUCAGCGCCACCCUGGCGAGUUUGGGCCUCGUCCGUGUGUCGGGAGAAUGCUCUUCCGGUUGGGGCAAAGAACCCAAGUACGACGACUCUUCUUGCAAGAGUUACUGGUACUGCGAAGACUAUUAUGGUCGCGUGGAGCACUGUCCCCAUGGCUACCAGUUUCACUACGAGUACAAGGACUGCCUAAAGGAUGAAGAUGUUUUGUGCAAGUGGCAGCUCAGCUCCUACCAUUCGUCCUACAGCAGCAGUGGCAGUGACAGCAGCUGGGGCUCUAGUCACGGUUCGUGGAGCAAGGAAUGUCACGAGGAACACGGCAAGGAGCCCGACUAUGAGGCCGAGCACUGCGAGACCUACUACUCGUGUCACGACCACCACGGGUCCCUGGAACACUGUCCCCAUGGCCACCAGUUCGACUUCCACGACAAGGAGUGUUACGAGGACAAGUACGUCUACUGUCAGGAGCAGCGCAAGUCCUACAGCGGCCAUGACAGUCACAGCGAGCACGGACAUCACGACAGCGGACACAGCAGCGCCAUGUCGAGUUAUGAAUGUCACGAGGAACACGGCAAGGAGCCCGACUAUGAGGCCGAGCACUGCGAGACCUACUACUCGUGUCACGACCACCACGGGUCCCUGGAACACUGUCCCCAUGGCCACCAGUUCGACUUCCACGACAAGGAGUGUCACGAGGACAAGUACGUCUACUGCCAGGAGCAGCGCAAGUCCUACAGCGGCCAUGACAGUCACGAUGACAGUCACCACCACAGCAGCAGCGGCAGUAGCAGCGGAUUCGACGACAGUCUGUACUACAUGAUGGCCAUGAAUGGUCUGGGCGGCUUGGAGGGGGGUGCCAACGGUGGGAAUGGCGGGCAGAACGGUGUGGGCGGCUUGCUGGGCGGCCUGGGGGGGCCGGCAGCAGCAGCAGCUUUACUGAACGCCAGGGCACUGAACAUCCCGGCCAAUGCAGCGGCACUGAACAUCCAGGGCAAUGCUGGGGUACUGCCAAUCCAGGGAAAUGCCCUGCAGGGCGCUCCUCUUCCAAACCAGGUUGGGUUUCCGCCAAAUCAGGUUGCCAAUUUGCCAAACCAGGUUGGGUUUCCGCCAAAUCAGGUUGCUAAUUUGCCAAAUCAGUUUGGAUUUUUGCCGAACCAGGCUGGAAAUUUGCCAAACCAGUUUGGUAUACAGCCAAAUCAGUUUGGAUUUCUGCCAAACCAGGCUGGAAAUUUGCCAAACCAGUUCGGUGUCCAGCCUAACCAGUUGGGAGGCCUGGGCCAGGUGUUGCCGGGACUGGGUCUGGCAGCGAACCCAUUUAACCUGGGCGGUGCCAACGUCAACCAGAUCCAGGUGGCGGGCGCUGCAGGACGAGCCAAAGGACUGGCGGCCAACCAGGACCAGAGUGUGCAGCUGGACAGUAGUGGCCUCAACUCUAAGGGCGGCGCACCUGCAGGACAGACCGCAGUGGACCAAGGCCAGAAGAUCGUCAUUAACCAAGAAAACGACGUCCCACCAGCCAGCGGACCACCCGCAGUCCAGCCCCGCCUAGCAUCUGGGGUAGACAACCAGCCAGCAGGGGCAAACAACCAGCUGACGGGAACAGACAAUCAGUCGGCUCCUGUAGGCGGUCCAUUCCUCAUCCCUAGUUUUCCAGCAGUGCAGGUACUGGCUACCCGACCGGCAACAGCCUCUGGUUUAGUCCUCACACAGCCGACUAGGGUAGAAGCCUCUGGUAGAGCUCAGGCACCAGAAAUCGGACAGGUUCAGGCUCAAGGUGACGCCCAGGCUGGGGCUACAGUCUCAGGACAGGCUCGAGCCUUAGCUGGUACUGAGGUGGUGGCAGGAGGAACCCCACUCAUCACCGCUGACCCUACCCGUUCGCAAGAUGUCACGCUACCUCCCCAACUUGUAAGGCCUGUGGUCCAAAGGGUGACUACUCCGUUCUGGUGGCUUGAAGGCGGCCAUGCGACGUUGCCUCCCUUGAAUAGUGCCGACAGCCCAUGGUUCGUUCCUGACGAUUCCCUCCCAUGGGUGCCAGUGGAGCUACCGAACUCCCAGACCAAUUAAAAUGUGCCUGUUAUGCCAGCGUCUGACCUAUUCGUAUGUUUCAUCGUGCAGACAAGCAGCAAAGACUUGGAUUGAUCAAGGGAUGGACCCUCUGUGCAACGAAUGAAACUUGGCCUAUUUAAUCAUUUAUAAGUAUUUGGACAUAAUAAUAUUCGAGACUGGUGUUGUGGUUUAUUGAAAUUAAUAAACAUAUAAUCAGGUGAUAA
Messenger RNA from Pomacea canaliculata, 5103 nucleotides. Its product is annotated as mediator of RNA polymerase II transcription subunit 15-like. Gene Ontology annotation, cellular component: extracellular region. Bases 2807 to 4897 code for a protein of 696 amino acids. The record is from RefSeq and is a predicted model, not a curated record. NCBI's taxonomy places the organism in Eukaryota, Metazoa, Mollusca, Gastropoda, Architaenioglossa, Ampullariidae. The transcript has 8 exons. Gene Ontology annotation, molecular function: chitin binding.